Molecule: messenger RNA, 1317 nt
Organism: Aspergillus ibericus CBS 121593
Lineage: Eukaryota; Fungi; Ascomycota; Eurotiomycetes; Eurotiales; Aspergillaceae
Product: resistance to Congo red protein
Exons: 3
Coding region: 460-906 (148 amino acids)
Biological process (GO): vesicle-mediated transport
Cellular component (GO): intracellular membrane-bounded organelle
Source: RefSeq, a predicted model, not a curated record
CUCGCCGUAUAACUGGGUAAUCUGCCUCGACUUUGCCCAUUUUUUCCUUCGCCCCCCGACCACCUCACCUGGACUGGUAUUUAGGUUACUUCCACCGCCGCCCAGGUUGCCCAGCCACUGAGCCACACUGGCACCGGCUCCCAGCCCUACCUUACCCAAUCGUCAACCGUCCCCAUAAUUACUUACCCGUGCAGUUCCUUUCGCUUUGUUGCUGCCUUCAGACGCCCAGAAGAACUUCACUGCUUCUUCCCUUUCCCCCCCUACCUUCCUCCUGGUUUGAAUCCCUUUCUUACCUUAAGCUCUCUCUCGAGUGGUUGCGAUCCUUCUUCCAUAAAUUUCGUCUCUCUGAACCUUCAUCGCAUACUUUCCAUCCACCUCGCACUAGUUUUAUUGUUCCCUGUGCCGCCUGAUCGACGUCAUCUUCCGCCCCCAGGCCUCGGAUAGAGAGGUGCAGCCACUAUGGGUAUUCUACUUCGUCGAGACUGCUAUGACACUGUCAACGGCCGGGUGUGCGAUGGCAGCACCUGGUAUGACUGGGGUCGCUGGAUCGCUUUUGGGGUAAUUGUUGCUGUGGCACUAGUCAUCUUCUUUCUCUUUGCAUGUUACAACGCCCGCCGUCGGCGCAGACAAGGGCUUCGUCCUCAUCCCGGCACUGGAUGGCUUGCUGGCCCGCCUCCCACCUUCCAACAGUCACAACAACAACAACAAGGUCAACGACCAUACUACGCAGAUCCCUACUACCAACAACAACCGCCACCUCAAUACACCCCUCAGCCGCAAGCGUACGGUUAUUUUGGAGGGCAGCAAACCGGAAUCGAGUUACAAUCACCACCAAACGCAUAUCACGGUGGCGAACGUAUAUACCAGGCACCUCCAGGACCUCCUCCUCAGACUUCCAAGGUGUAACGCUCGGCAUCGCCCACCAGUGAAACGACUUUUCUCCCCAGAUACCAGAUUCAAGGGGUUCCUUGAUCGACCAUUAUGUAAUUACCCAGGCGUCUUUGAUUAUCGGUUAUUCGAAAUGUGGCUCUGCGUCUCAUAGCGUCAGGCUAGGAGGGCAUACCAUAGGGAAUGUGUGACGGGUUUAUGAGUUUCCUUGUGCCUAUUUGCUAAACUCCUUGCUACUCAUACUGUAAUGACUCGUCAGGGUAGUGCUCUCUUCUCUACAUCAUGACAUGCAGCAUAUUCACUCAUUUUCUUCUUUCUUGCACUGCAAUUAUUGACUGCCUGUGAUAUAUGAUUUGUUUAAAGCGAUAUUGGCGAAUUUGGUCUAUACCCACGUCAAUACUUACAAUGAAGACGAACCAUUCCAACGAA